GUCUAAGCUGCAGCAAAUUUUCAAAAACAAAACAAUUUAUCGGUUAGAUUAACUUUCAUUUAAUGAAAUAACAUCUUAUCAUGGUAGAAAAUCAAACAACCGAUUUGGCCGAGGAUCUGCCGACAAAAGAGGAAUGCGAGUACACAUCCUGCUACUGUGAGGAGAAUAUAUGGAAACUAUGUGAGAGAUUAAGAGAUACGGGUUCGAAUAUUUUUUGUGAUACUUAUGCAGUGUUCGUUACGAAUGCCGCCAGGAAAACCCUAGUCUGGUGCCAGAUGAAAGGAAAUGCCAAGGAUAAUUUGGCAAUCUGGGAUUAUCAUGUGUUUUUAGUAGCUAAAUGCUCGGAGAAAUUUGUGGUUUUCGACUUUGACACUACACUCGAUAUACCAUGCCUAUUUACUGAGUACUUUCAAAAGGCUGUGAGGCUUGAAGACAAUUUUCUGCCUGAUUUCAAAAGGGUGUUUCGUGUAAUACCUGCUUCGGUUUAUUUGACAUCAUUUGCUUCUGACAGGAGCCACAUGAAGGACAAAAACGGACAGUUUAUGAGUCCACCUCCUUUGUACCCGCCUAUUUUUUGUGGUGAUUGCAAAAACAAUUUUCAAGAUUUUCUUUCCGUCGAUCCAAACGUCGGAGUAGGUGAAAUUAUCGAUGUUGAAGGCUUUUGGAAAAAAUUUACAAGUUGAUUUAUUAUUUUAUCUCUGUGUAUUUAAUAAUUGUUUGUGAUUUUACCAUAGCCACUUACACUGUAACCAGUCCACUUCUUACUGGAUUUUUUAGUUUUUCAUUAAGUUUGUACAAUUGUUUGAUAAAGUUUAAGUUAAGUUUUAAGGCUUUUGAACAUGUUGUAUUUUAAUAUUAAACAAUUUAUUUAUA
This is a messenger RNA of Cimex lectularius (bed bug), 873 nucleotides long. RefSeq names its product protein N-terminal glutamine amidohydrolase (gene tun). Gene Ontology annotation, cellular component: nucleus; cytosol. The transcript is spliced from 5 exons. The record is from RefSeq and is a predicted model, not a curated record. Bases 81 to 683 code for a protein of 200 amino acids. NCBI's taxonomy places the organism in Eukaryota, Metazoa, Arthropoda, Insecta, Hemiptera, Cimicidae. Gene Ontology annotation, molecular function: protein-N-terminal glutamine amidohydrolase activity; protein-N-terminal asparagine amidohydrolase activity.